AUGCGAGAUGUCCAACAUCAUGUUGACUUGGUUCCUGGGGCAAGUUUGCCGAAUCAGCUGCACUAUAGGAUGAGGCCCAAUGAACACAAUAUCUUACAAGGAAAAGUGGAAGACCUGCUUCGCAAGGGGCUGAUACGAGAGAGCAUGAGCCAUUACGCAGUGCUCGCAUUGAUCACGCCAAAGAAAUAUGGGAGUUGGCGGAUGUGUGUAGACAACCACGCCAUCAACAAAAUAACGGGUCCAAUAUUUUCUCAAAAAUUGAUUUACGAAGUGGGUAUCAUCAAAUACACAUUCGGCCGGGCAAUGAGUGGAAAACGGCUUUCAAAACCAAAGAAGGCUUGUAUGAGUAGCUGCAAGUUGUUGUUUAUGGGCUUUGUGGUGAGUGCCGAAGGAAUACACGUAGAUGAAGAGAAGUUCCUUGGCAGCCCCCAUUGCAGAAUGUAUGAAGAAUUAAAUGAGGCCAGGCGCAAGUGGACCACCUAUGUGCUAGAAUUCUACACAGUUAUAAGGUCUUUGAAGCACUGGGAGCACUACCUGAUUCAGCAUGAAUUCAUUCUCUACAGCGACCACCACACAUUGAAGUUCAUCAAUACCCAGAACAGCUUGAACCCCGACGCUCUCAGUCGACGUGCAUCCGCACUCAUAACCAUGAAGACCGAGAUCACUGGUUUUGAGCAACUCAAAGAAAUGGAUCCUGAAGAUGAAGACUUUGCUGAAAUUUGGAAGCAAUGCACGUUGGGGCACCCACAAGCAGACUUUCAUAUACAAGAGGGAUACCUCUUUCGUGGGAAUCAACUUUGCCUUCCUUAG
Molecule: messenger RNA, 810 nt
Organism: Juglans microcarpa x Juglans regia
Lineage: Eukaryota; Viridiplantae; Streptophyta; Magnoliopsida; Fagales; Juglandaceae
Exons: 5
Coding region: 1-810 (269 amino acids)
Source: RefSeq, a predicted model, not a curated record